Molecule: messenger RNA, 3754 nt
Organism: Lytechinus variegatus (green sea urchin)
Lineage: Eukaryota; Metazoa; Echinodermata; Echinoidea; Temnopleuroida; Toxopneustidae
Product: dystrophin, isoforms A/C/F/G/H-like
Exons: 11
Coding region: 146-2302 (718 amino acids)
Biological process (GO): synaptic signaling
Cellular component (GO): plasma membrane
Molecular function (GO): zinc ion binding
Source: RefSeq, a predicted model, not a curated record
UUGCCAAUAUUUUCCUGUUUUACAGAUAACUAAUUUGAUCGGUGAGAACGGUACAUUUGGGAAAGGUGUAGGAGCAUCAGUAGAAGACUGCUUCCAGUCGGCUUUGGGACCAACCAUUUCUCAGGAUGAUUUCUACCAAUGGUUGAUGUCUGAACCACAGACCCUAGUCUGGCUUCCAACUCUACACAGGUUCUCAGCUGCAGAAACAAUGAAGCACGAGGUCAAGUGUUCUGUUUGUAAGAUGUAUCCUAUCAUUGGACUUCGCUACCAGUGCCUCAAGUGUUUCAACUUUGACCUCUGCCAGAAUUGCUUUUUCACCCGUAGGUCGUCCAAACAUCACAAGCAGAGCCACCCGAUUCAGGAGUAUUGCCUCUCGAGUAAAUCAAAGGAGGAUGUCCGUGCCUUUACAAAGACUGUGCGCAAUAAUUUGAGUAAGAAACAUGGCCGUCGUAUCAAGAAGAAAUAUCGCUCAAUAGAGGAUGGUUGGGAAUCUGAUGACAAAGCAAGUGAUAACCAAGAUGCCGAAUUAGAGACCCAUGUUAGGCUCAGUCAAAUGUCAGAGAGGCUGAAAGCAGUGGAAGCCCAGCAACCUCCAGGGUUACAUCGCUCUACUAGUCUACCGCCCUCUAUCAAGUCCGCUAGGCCAUCUAUUGGCACGACAACCACUGAUGAGAGUAGAUAUCAAGAGCGACGAGAGCUGGAGAAUCUUAUAGAUGAAUUAGAAAGAGAGAAUGAUGAGCUUAUGGAUGAUCUUGAACGUUUAGGCCUGCAUGUCCAAGACUCCACCUCAUCAUCAUCAUCAUCUGAGACGGACUCUGAACCAAGGGAACGUGAACCAUCUCCUCAUGACCGGACAAGACUAGUGGAGCAGCGAAAUGAAGUCUUCGCUCGCUAUGAAGUCCUGGAAGAACAUAACAAGAAAUUAGAAGAGCAGCUAAAAAACUUCAGAACCAUGAUACAUAGGGAGACAAGCCAAGGAAGGUCUGAUCACUCACCAAGAUCUGCUUCCCUCAACCACAGUCCUUCAUACCAACCAAGCAACGCCAUCUACCACCAUCAAGGAUCCAUGAACCACACCUCUAAUCACAGUUCAGGAUACCAGGCCAGUAGCGGGUAUGACCGGACGGGCGAGCGACUGCCCCCCUAUGGACAAUCCCACCCCGCUCUAGACACCAUCGCGGACCAUUCAUCAGGGUCGUCUGGUGCAUCGGCGGUUAGACCACGGUUUGUCAUGAUGGGGAAGGACUACCCAGAUGGGCGUGGCGACCAUGGGCGUAGUCCCCCACCCCUGUAUACCAGUCAAGCACUCCCAGUGGGGGUAGGUCAACAUGUUAAUGGACAUGGUUAUGGUCAGGGAAACCCGAGUGGAGCUCUCCAUCAGCAUCAAAUGGCUGAUCUAUCAAAGGUUUCGACUGGGAGCUUUCGGAUGCUGCCACCUGCUCCACCUUACCCUGGGAAUAUGGAUCCUUCUGCCUUAGCUCCACCGGUGAUUACUCAUGCUCUACAGACUUCAGCACCAGCUCCGCUUCAGGGUAGUGGAGAUGGUGCACACAGAUCUUAUGGUUUACAGAGUGAUGCAUCACCAGUGCAUCAAGUUAGUGUGGGUGGUGUGUACCCUCCCAGGAGUCAGAGUGCUAUUGCCCCGCACCACGACAACAGCCAAGGCUAUCAGACCAGUUUAUCGCAUUCCACAGACAUUCCAUUCAGUAGCCAACAUCCUUCUCGCCUGGAUCAGUCCCAUCACGUCGGAUUCCAAAUCGACCAAUCACAUCCGUCUGGGUUUCAAACGGACCAAUCACAUGCAUCCCGAUUUCAAAUGGAUCAAUCACAUGCAUCAAGAUUUCAAACUGACCAGUCACAUCUAUCUGGAUUUCAAACGGACCAGUCACACCCAUCCAGGUUCCGAACUGACCAGUCAAUCCCUGCUGCAUUUCAAAUGAACAAGUCACGUGCCUUAGAGAGCGUGUUGGAUCUGGAGCGAUUCCUGCCCAACAUCAACGACCAAUCGACGGUUCACUUUCCAACGACAGGUGUAUCCAUGGCUUAUCCAUCAGAGGAAGCUGAAUUGGAUGAGUUGAUUCAGAGAAUGACUGAUGCUUUCCCUCUCCAUGACAGCCCCUCUCCUCCUCCAGCUGAACCACAUGUGCCUGUCAUGACAAUGGAAGAAUUCCUUCAACCAAGACCAAGGAGAUCAAGAGGAAGUAGGCGAGGGAGUGGUGACCUAUUUUCAGCUGCUAAUCGGAUUGGAGAAGCAAUGUCAACGCUUGUUACAAGAGUUAGUGUUGAAGGAGCACAAGGCUAGCAGUUUCACUCUACAUAAUGGAUGCAAAGAAACCAAAGUCACAUUCUCUAGGCCUCUGGAAAUGGAAAACCAUAUUUGUUUCGUAGUCUUUCUGGUUCUAAGAGAUGAAGCUUUCCUGCUUUCCAUUAAUAAGUUGAAUCUGAGUGGCAGGCACAUGGAUCCAGCCGGUUUAGACACAAUACCAUUUCAGGGGCCAUAUUGUAUUUUUGCACAAUAGUCGGCCUCUCAAAACGGUUCCAUGACAUUUGCUCUGGCGACAAUUGCUCUGAUGGAUAUUCUGCAUGUUAAGCUAAAUAUACAACCUAACCAUCAGAACUAAAUAAACCCUAAUCCUUAUCUUUACAUUAUACAUCCUAACUCUAACCCUAUGCCCUCUGAGAUAUUAAGAUCGGUGCAAAUGUCGCAGGAGCAUAUGUUGUGUCACCCUCACAACUAUUGUGUCUCAUCCAGCUAGAUCUGUGUCUGCUAAGUGGAUAUUGCAAAAUAGUAUUAACUUUUAUCAUCUUGAAUACACGUUAGGAGGUAAAUGUUAUUUUUUCUUCUCUGAAUACAGAUAUUAAAAUAUAUAAUCAAACGAUUGUAAUUUAUAUCAGGGAAUAUAUUUGAUGCCGAAAAAGUGACUCGUAAAUUAGAAUCGGAUGUAAGAUUUGUUGUAAGAUAAUGAUUUCAGAAAAAUCAAGAUAACAAUUCUUCAAAAGCCGUUUUCAGUAAUUUAUAUCAGGGAAUAUAUUUGAUGCCGAAAAAGUGACUCGUAAAUUAGAAUCGGAUGUAAGAUUUGUUAUAAGAUGAUUUCAGAAAAAUCAAGAUUUCAGUAUUACUUUGUAGUCGACUUACCUAACUUGCCUCACUUUAUGAGUAACCUGUAUUUCACAUUUUUCACCUUGAGCAUAUUUGUCCAUGAAGUGUGCUGCCUCAAAUGUAUUUAAUUUCAUAUUUUAUAAAUAUUUGUUCUGAUGGGGUAUAUUUACUGGUAUUUCAAUUUACAUUGUAUUGUUAUUUCGAUGGUGUUAGAAAUCGUAUUAAUAAUUAUUAAGGUGGUAUACAGCAAAUUCUUAAACAAUUGCCUAUUUGUAUUGAAAUAAAGAGAGGAUAUUGAGAGGAAAUUUGUUUGGACUUUGUUGAUUUAUUAAAACAGUAAUAUCAAGAGUCAUGAUAACUGUUCAUUUGACAAUUAUAUUUUUUCCCUCUGAAAGGAGGAAAUCCGGGUUUAUUUCAUCAGGGAACUGUAGGUGAAAUUUACAUAUUUCAUAAUGGAUGUUUAAUUUGUCAUCAUGAACAAGUUGUCACUCGAUGACAGUUAAAGUGCUUGUCAGUGGUGACAAGCUUUAUGUAGUGUGAACCAAGGGCCAGUUUCACAGACCAGUGAUUAAAGGUAAAUGCCAGUAGUGGUAACGAUAUCAAAAUGAGUUCGUACAGAAUCCAAUGAAAUGACCACCAAAGUGUCUGUUAAAU